UAGUCACGUGACACUGUUGUCAGCUAGCAGCAUGGCGGACUCGCAUGUGGAACCUCUUCACAAACUGCAUUUCUUAUCCAGCUAACCCCACUGACACAAAUAAGCUAAAAUAAAACAAACAUCUGAAACGCAAGUGACGCUCGAGAAGACGGCAGAAUGGAGGAGCAAAACAAACUGCAGUUUCCGUCUCUGCCUGCGACCAAGGAGGAGCUUUUGGACUGGGCUUAUCCGAUGAGAAGAGAAAUGCAGGAGAUUUUACCUGGACUGUUUUUAGGGCCCUACUCUGCUGCAAUGAAAAGCAAGCUGCCAACUCUUGAGAGACACGGCAUAACACAUAUUGUCUGUGUCCGUCAAGACAUUGAAGCCAAUUUUAUAAAACCCAAUUUCUCUCAUAGAUUUAGAUAUCUUGUUUUAGAUAUUGCUGACAAUCCAGUAGAAAAUAUAAUUCGUUUUUUUCCUAUGACUAAAGAGUUUAUUGAUAGCUGCUUGGCAACAGAUGGAAAGGUACUUGUUCACGGUAACGCAGGGAUCUCGAGAAGUGCUGCCUUAGUGAUUGCCUACCUUAUGGAAACAUUUGGGAUGAAAUACAGGGAUGCAUUCAGCUACGUACAGGAGAGGAGAUUCUGCAUCAACCCCAAUGUUGGUUUUGUCCACCAACUACAGGAAUAUGAAGCAAUCUAUCUGGCCAAAUUGACCAUUAAAAUGAUGUCACCGAUGCAGCUGGGCAGGUCCUUUUCUCUACAAGCUGGAAUGCCAGGUAGCCGGAAACGCAGCCUGGAGGAGGAUGAAGAUUUUGGAGCAAUGCAGGUCACUGCAACGCAGAACGGCUGAGCUUUACAGACUUGAAGCUGUGUGGCACAGUGCACUCUUUUUUUUUUUUUCAUGUUUUUUACAUUUUUAAUGGGAUUGAAAAUGUAAAUAUUUGAACAUUUUCUAAGGGGAUGGGGAGGGGGGAGGGAGGGAGGCUGAGUUACUCAUGUCUGAGACAUGGAGUACUGAAGGUCAAAUUGGAUAGCUGUUUUUUUCUGAGCAAAAUGCACUGAUGGGAGUUUUUUUUUUUUUUUGCAGUUUUAUAGUAUUUAAGCAUUUUGCAUUUGCAGCGGGACAGUAUUGCAAUAAUGCACUUUGAAUACUUGAAUUAGUAAAGAAGACCUAAUUGGGGAUAUCUGCAAAAGGGAGCAGAGCCAAGAUGUCGCCCAGCAGAGGAAGUAAGGAGUAGCUAUGCCUUUAUUUCAGGAGUGAUACAGUCCUGAACUACUACAGCUUAAUGUUUGGGACAGUCGAGAACAGGAAACUGCUAAACACUGCUUAAUAAACAUAAGUCCUGAGUACUGUA
Cyprinodon tularosa is the source of this 1336-nucleotide messenger RNA. RefSeq names its product serine/threonine/tyrosine interacting protein (gene styx). NCBI's taxonomy places the organism in Eukaryota, Metazoa, Chordata, Actinopteri, Cyprinodontiformes, Cyprinodontidae. Gene Ontology annotation, cellular component: cytoplasm; nucleoplasm. The record is from RefSeq and is a predicted model, not a curated record. The transcript has 11 exons. Gene Ontology annotation, biological process: negative regulation of SCF-dependent proteasomal ubiquitin-dependent catabolic process; negative regulation of protein binding; regulation of ERK1 and ERK2 cascade. Gene Ontology annotation, molecular function: F-box domain binding; protein tyrosine/serine/threonine phosphatase activity. The coding region runs from base 157 to 831 and encodes 224 amino acids.